Marasmius oreades (fairy-ring Marasmius) is the source of this 2248-nucleotide messenger RNA. RefSeq lists its product as uncharacterized. The record is from RefSeq and is a predicted model, not a curated record. NCBI's taxonomy places the organism in Eukaryota, Fungi, Basidiomycota, Agaricomycetes, Agaricales, Marasmiaceae. Gene Ontology annotation, biological process: transmembrane transport. Gene Ontology annotation, molecular function: transmembrane transporter activity. Gene Ontology annotation, cellular component: fungal-type vacuole membrane. The transcript is spliced from 13 exons. The coding region runs from base 696 to 2093 and encodes 465 amino acids.
UCUCUCUCCGUCAUAACCGCGCUCGUAUCGCAAGUGAGGAAGAAGUAAAAAAACUUUGGAUUCCCGGGCCUGUUCUCCCGUAACCAAGGAAAGAUCUUCAAAGGUUAGUGGAUGUAUGGCUGGAAGGACUUGGAAAGUCGGAUCUAUCAUCUGCGAUCGUUUUUUUAUGGGAGAUGUGGUGCGGACAUGAUUAUAUUAAGCGUUUCAGCACUUCAAGAUCCAUUAAUCACAAUCAAAUCCGGAACCUCAUUGAUUUUCGGCAUCGGAUGAUGGGAGGGAUUUAUGGCUUCCAAUAGAGACCGGUGUAGUGGGGGAAUUCCUAGUUGGUCUAAGCAAGUUUGUGGGAUCUAUCGUUGCCCUCGGAACGGUCAAUUUAUCCGUUAAUUCUGGAGCAAGUAAAAAAAAACAAGCUCUGUACAUGUGUUCACGGUGUGGGGGUCCUGUCACACGGACGCAAGGGGAUCUCUAGACACAUUUACCGCCGUACGGCUUUAGCGAUGCAUCUGCCUCACUCAUUGAUGGUCAAUCUUCUUUUUUUCCCAUACCUGUUCUUCCCCUUGAUAUGUACUCACGUUGGUCUGUUAUUUAAGAGAUACUGACCCUACCUCACGACCACCUUGUUCUCAUCCAUUUCUGACUUCCCUGAGAGGUUCAGCCACGGAUAUACUUGCCGCGCUCGCAUCAUCGGUUGUAGCAUGGCCUAUGACGACUCGAGUCGUCGCUCUGACAGCUCUAUGACUGGUACCGACAAGACAUCCCAACCACCUUCUCCCAUAUCAGAAGAAAAAGGGAGAGGUAGUCCCAUCCCUAGUACGCUCGUUGUUGGAGACCAAUUGAAGGAGGGAGGUAAUGCGCUAGAGAGCGGAACGGUCGCGCCGCCAGACUUCCCAGAGGGUGGUUGGGAGGCCUGGUUGACUGUAUUAGGCGGGUGGAUGGUCUUGUUCUGUACUGCUGGCUCGAUGCAAUCCUUUGGAGUCUACCAGAACUAUUACACCUUGGUCUCGUUAACCGACCACCCACCAUCGGACGUUUCUUGGAUAGGAUCAGUUCAGGCUUGCCUUAUGUUUGGUGGAGGGAUCAUCAGUGGGAAAUUGUUCGAUAGCGGAUUGUUUAAGUAUAUGUUGGCGGGAGGGAGUUUACUAUUCGUGUUCUCAUCAUUUAUGUUAUCGCUCGUCAAACCUCAUCAUUAUUAUCAGAACUUCCUGGCACAAGGAAUCGGUAUGGGACUCAGCAUGGGCUUACUGUUUAUGCCCACACUUUCGAUCGCUUCUCAUUACUUCAGAAAACGACGGGCGUUUGCGAUGGGUAUUAUGUUAAGUGGCGGGUCGCUGGGAGCAGCCAUCUACCCCAUACUGCUGAAUCCUCUUUUCAUGGGCAAAGUUGGCUUCGCGUGGGGCGUGAGGGCUGCAUCAUUCCUCAACCUCGGCUUCUUCAUAAUAGCGAACGUAAUUAUGAAAACCCGCCUUCCUCCACGGACAAACAAGAAACCUGUCGAUAUGAAAGGGAUCUUCACGGACGUACCCUACCUGAUCUGUAAUGCAGGGUCUUUCCUCGUGUUUUGGGGCUUGUUCGUACCCUACUUCUAUCUCCAACUGUUUGCUGCGAAGCACCAUAUGUCACCGGCCGUCGUGACCUACGGAAUCACUGUCCUGAAUAUCGUUGGCGUAAUCGGUCGGACCGUUCCAAACUUGUUCGCUGAUAUGUGGGGUCCAUUCAACGUUACAAUCACGAUGGCUAUCAUCACGGGCUCUUUGGUAUUUGCACUCCUGGGGGCGACUACAGGAGCAGGUCUGAUACCCUUCGCGGUCAUAUACGGCUUUACCUCCGGUGGAUUUGUAUCUGUGUUAGGUCCAGUGGCGGCAACUUUUGCUCGUGACCUUAAUGAAGUAGGACUCAGGAUGGGCAUUGUCACCUUUAUCUCCAGCUUCGCCAUGCUGACCGGUAGCCCAAUAUCCGGUGCAUUAUUACACUCUCCGGAGUAUGUAUGGCAUCGUCCUGUUAUUUUUAGCGGGGUUACGGUUCUCAGCGGUGCUGCGCUACUAUUAAUAGCAAGAUCGAUGCAGGCGAAACGAAAGAAGACAUGGAGAGUCUAGUACUUUUGAGCACGACUUUUCUUGAAUGCGGCAACUUGGAAGAUUUACUACUAGGAUGAAGGGAUAUUCCCGAUUUUCUCCCACUCCCUCUACCUCAGACAGUGUAUUUUUAUCAUGACUCCGUAAAGAGCACGAUCACGGACCCUUUGAAUCAU